AUGAAGACCACCCACCUAACAGCCUUCCUCUCCACCUUCCUCCUCGUCUCCGCCAAAAACCACUGCAACAAAUCCACCUACACAAACGAGGUGUCCGGCGGCUCCCCCAAAACAUCCGACUGCAAGACCCUAGCAGACAACAUCUCCGGUGGCGGAGACUGGACCAGCUCGGGGGCCUCGCAGCGCGAACUAGCCAAGCACGGAAGCUGCCGGUUUGGCACGGAAGAGGCGGCCGGCGAGGGUUCCCUGAACUACUAUGUGGGUAACGAGGAUAUCAUCGAUGUGAUUAAUGAGAUGAUCAAGCGGUUUGAUCCUGAGGGGAACGGCAGACUGGGGGGGUCGGGUGAGUUCCAUUGCGAUGUGCCUGCGGCGAAUGGCGGUAGGGCUGGGAAGAUUAAGUGGGGGAUUUAUUAG
Molecule: messenger RNA, 414 nt
Organism: Aspergillus campestris IBT 28561
Lineage: Eukaryota; Fungi; Ascomycota; Eurotiomycetes; Eurotiales; Aspergillaceae
Exons: 1
Coding region: 1-414 (137 amino acids)
Source: RefSeq, a predicted model, not a curated record